AAUAAAUAAAUGUAUACAUGGAGAUCCUUGGUGGCCUAGUGGUUAAAGGACUUGGUGUUGUCACCGCAAUGACUUGGGUCUCUGCUGCAGUUUGAUCUCUGGCCCAGGAAUUUCCAGAUGGCAUGGCCAAAAAAAAAAAAAAAAAAGUGUGUAAGAGGUAGCGAAGUUGAGGGCAGGGGAAAUGUUGCAAAACCUUUGCCUGGAACUGGACUUUUCAACCUUGGCCAUAUUGGCACUUGAUCCUUUGUAGAGGGGACUGUCCCAAGCACUGUAGGAUGUUAGCAGCAUCCCCAGCCUCUAUCCACUAGGUGCUAGUAGCAGCCACCACCUUGACGUCCCCAUUGUAACCAUAACUGUCUCCAGUCAUUGCCCAGUCUCCCAUGGGGGGUGAAAUCACCCUGGUUGAGAACCCCGUGGGUGUAGAUGCUCAGAUCACAGGCGGCAUUUUUCCUUCCUUCUUCUUUUCAAUGCCUUCCACCUUUCCUUUCAUAAAUAAGCAGUGAUUUUGUAAAUAAGUUGGAACAAAGAAGUGCCCAUUAGGAAUGAUCACGCCUCUCUUAUUCACAUCCUGCCGGAGAAGUCUCAGGAGACUCAGCUUUACCAAGGCCUGCAAGGCCCUGCACGAUCUGGCCCCUGGCUGCUUCCUGGAUGUGUUCGAUGUGUUCUCCUCUCCCUCUUACACGCACUCCCCACAUUCCACCUGCUCCAUUAUUCUUUCUGUUUUCAGACACACCUGGCUCAUUUCUACCUCAGGGCCUUUGCAUAUGCUGCACUGCCUGGUUGCUCUUCCCCGCCUCCUCUGUCUGUUUGAAUGUCACCUCCUCUAAGAGGCCUUCCCUGGUUACCCUGUCUAGAAUAGUUGUGUGUCCCUCCUACCCCGGUUCACUGUCUGUGUCCCCCACUAGAAUGUCAACUCCAGGAGGGCUCGGACUCUGGUUUGUUUACUGUUCCACCCCCCAGGACCUAGAACAACGCUUGACAUAUAGUCAGAGUUCAAUAAAUAUUUGUGGAAGGAAGGAGAGAGGGGGGAGGGAGGGCGAUAUGGAGGGAGAGAGGAAGGAAGGCGAACAAUCAAGAAAAACAAAAUCAGUCAAUUCAGGAGCUUACGGUAAAGGAGCAAUCUCACAGCCCACACAGCUGUGUUUCUCUCUAAAUUUCAACUCAUUCUGACUUGUGGUUUAUGGACAAAAGAUUUGCGUAGCAAACAGGCUCCAGGCAGCCAGCCCCCCUUUGAGGCAGCACAUUGAUGUGAUUUUUAUGCUGCCUCUUUCCAGAAAUCCCAUGCUGACGAGUGACCCGUGUUAAAACAGCAAUAACAUAAGCAGAUGCUCCUUCCUCCAGCGGGUACAAGGAAAUGCUAGAACUAGUGAUCUCACCCAGCCUUACUGUAAACAGCGACCGUCCCGGUAAAGUGAAGCUUAACUGUGCUGAGGCUGAUGUCUGGACUCUGAGUGACAUCGAAGGCAUCAGCACAUCGGCCGCUCCGAGUGUGUCCCCUCUCUUUGCAAGACCGUGCCCACGCGUCCUGCCCAGCCAGCCUCCCACGGCCAUGGCAGCCUACGGCCAGACACAGUACAGUGCGGGCAUCCAGCAGGCCACCCCCUAUACAACUUACCCACCUCCAGGACAAGCCUAUGGAAUCCCUUCUUACAGCAUCAAGACAGAAGACAGCUUGAACCAUUCCCCCAGCCAGAGUGGAUUCCUCAGCUACAGCACCAGCUUCAGCACCCCACCCACUGGACAGAGCCCGUACACCUACCAGAUGCAUGGCACGGCUGGGAUCUAUCAAGGAGCAAACGGACUGACCAAUGCAGCCGGCUUUGGAAGUGUACACCAGGACUAUCCUUCCUACCCUGGCUUCCCCCAGAGCCAGUACUCCCAGUAUUACAGCUCGUCCUACAACCCCCCUUAUGUCCCGGCCAGCAGCAUCUGCUCCUCUCCCCUCUCCACGUCCACCUACGUCCUGCAGGAGGCCUCUCACAGCGUCCCCAACCAGAGUUCUGAGUCACUCGGCGGUGAAUAUAACACGCACAAUGGACCUUCCACGCCGGCAAAGGAGGGAGACCCAGACAGGCCGCCCCGGGCCUCCGACGGGAAGCUCCGAGGCCGGUCUAAGCGGAGCAGUGACCCCUCCCCAGCAGCGGACAAUGAGAUUGAGCGUGUGUUCGUGUGGGACUUGGAUGAGACAAUAAUUAUUUUUCACUCCUUACUCACGGGGACUUUUGCCUCCAGAUACGGGAAGGACACCACAACGUCCGUGCGCAUCGGCCUGAUGAUGGAAGAAAUGAUCUUCAGCCUCGCAGACACGCAUCUGUUCUUCAACGACCUGGAGGAUUGCGACCAGAUCCACGUGGACGAUGUCUCGUCUGAUGACAAUGGGCAAGAUUUAAGCACCUACAACUUCUCCGCCGAUGGCUUCCACAGUUCGGCCCCAGGGGCCAACCUGUGCCUGGGCUCCGGCGUCCACGGCGGCGUGGACUGGAUGAGGAAGCUGGCCUUCCGCUACCGGCGGGUCAAGGAGAUGUACAACACCUACAAGAACAACGUUGGCGGCUUGAUAGGAGCUCCCAAAAGGGAGACCUGGCUACAGCUCAGAGCCGAGCUGGAAGCUCUGACCGACCUCUGGCUGACCCACUCCCUCAAGGCACUAAACCUCAUCAAUUCCCGGCCCAAUUGUGUCAACGUACUGGUCACCACCACUCAACUCAUUCCUGCCCUGGCCAAAGUCCUGCUGUACGGACUGGGCUCCGUGUUCCCUAUUGAGAACAUCUACAGUGCAACCAAGACAGGGAAGGAGAGCUGCUUUGAGAGGAUCAUGCAGAGAUUCGGCAGAAAAGCUGUCUACAUCGUGAUUGGCGAUGGCGUGGAAGAGGAGCAGGGAGCAAAAAAGCACAACAUGCCUUUCUGGCGGAUAUCCUGCCACGCAGACCUGGAGGCGCUGAGGCACGCCCUGGAGCUGGAGUAUUUAUAGCAGAACUCGCGGCAUCGCCACCUGCCAUCGCAGCUGCAUCCCACCCGCCCGGGCCCCUGGUUUUCCCUGCCUCCCCGCCAGAUGCUGGAAGAGUCCCUCCAGCCAAGAGGACGUGUCCGGUGACCAUCUCAGAAGCUGUCCUUUCAGUGCAAACACGGGGCCUGAGAAACAGAGUAGCCUGCAGUGGCUUUGGAACAUUUUCCCUUUGGGGCAAAGGGCUGGCUCGCUUGGAGACCUUCCUAAAAGACUCACGGAACACAAGCAAGGAAUUGCUGAUUUGGGGGAGGCUGGGGAUGAGGAGGAGGGAGACAGGCUUUUUUCUUUUCCUCUUUAAUUUAUGGACUAAUCAUUACUCUGGUAUUAUGCUCUUGUACCUGUGUUGUUGGUUCUCGUAGUCGUUGGUUUUUUGUUUUCUAAGCCGGCAUGUGGGCAGUGCACAGUUCUAAUUUAAGCCUCUCUGCUCCAAGUUGUGCUGUGGGGGGGACAGUCAUUCUUUGAACAUAGUGAGGGAGGCAAUUCGGGGCUGUGGGGAGGACUAUUGCUUUUUUUGUCUGUUUUUAAGGACCUAACCUGACGUCAUGUGGACAGUGCACGUGCCUUAUGCUGCCAUCUUGUUUUCUAGGAAGAGGGGACCCUGGGGAGGAGGCAGUACUUUGUGACGGAAAAAGGCAUUAAAUAAAACCACGUUUACAUUUUGAAGGGGGGUAGAGUAUCCCUACUUUAUUGCCCCUUUCGAGGUUUCUGAA
Sus scrofa (pig) is the source of this 3717-nucleotide messenger RNA. RefSeq names its product EYA transcriptional coactivator and phosphatase 2 (gene EYA2). NCBI's taxonomy places the organism in Eukaryota, Metazoa, Chordata, Mammalia, Artiodactyla, Suidae. Gene Ontology annotation, cellular component: nucleus. Gene Ontology annotation, biological process: cell differentiation; positive regulation of DNA repair; multicellular organism development. Gene Ontology annotation, molecular function: protein tyrosine phosphatase activity. The record is from RefSeq and is a predicted model, not a curated record.